This is a messenger RNA of Penicillium daleae, 1356 nucleotides long. RefSeq lists its product as uncharacterized. The coding region runs from base 1 to 1356 and encodes 451 amino acids. The transcript is spliced from 6 exons. Gene Ontology annotation, biological process: DNA replication checkpoint signaling; DNA repair; mitotic intra-S DNA damage checkpoint signaling. Lineage: Eukaryota; Fungi; Ascomycota; Eurotiomycetes; Eurotiales; Aspergillaceae. The record is from RefSeq and is a predicted model, not a curated record. Gene Ontology annotation, cellular component: checkpoint clamp complex.
AUGACGACAAUUUCCCUCUCGCUAGCUCCGCCGGCAAUUGUACGGCUUCAUGAUGUGCUCAUAUGCCUGGCCAAAUUCAGCGACACAGUCGCCAUUGAAGCAGAGCAUGAUCUGCUUCGAUUGAGUGCGCUGAACUCCACAAAGACAGCAUUUGCGUCGUUUGCGUGUGAGAGGGAGGUAUUUUUCGAGGCGUACUCGUUUGAGGUACGGCGGAGUAUAGCCGGUAAUGGAGGGGACCGGUUCUAUUGUCAGAUCCUUAUCAAGGCACUCUUGUCUAUCUUCCGUGGAAGAGUCGACCGUAACAAGGACACGGCGGUUGAGCGGUGUGAUAUGGAGCUUCAUGAAGAUCCAGAGCAGACGGAGUGUCGACUGACAGUCAAGAUGAUCUGUGGACUAGGCGUGAUUAAAUCAUACAAGCUCACGUACGAGCCUGCGUCAAUUCAACACGCCGUCUUUGACAGGAACAGAGCUACUAAUCAGUGGACUGCGGACCCUCGAUUCCUAAAACAGGUCAUUGAGCAUUUCAGCUUGUCUGCGGAGCAGCUUGAUAUGUACUCUGACUCGGGCAAGGCAGUGUUUACCAGUUUUACGACAAAGAUUAUGGACGGAAAAGAGGUUCUCAAAUACCCCGUGCAUACCUCUGUGGCCACUGACAAGCGCGACUUCGAAGAAUUCCAAGUCGAAGACAACAUGCAUAUCGCCAUGAACCUCAAAGACUUCAAAGCCGCCGUUUCCCACGCCGAGACCGCGAAUGCAACAAUCACGGCCCGCUAUACCCGUCCCUGCAAACCGCUACAACUAGCAUACGAGUUCGAAGGUGUAUCCGCCGAAUUCACCAUCAUGACCCGAGGCGAGAUCGACGGUGAGGCAGCACCGACCUCCUCACGUGCGGCGAUCCGAGAGCUCUCACAGCGGCAAACGCCCGCGGUGCCAAUCUCAGUACGCCGAAAUGAGACGCCUCGCGAAGCCACCCAGAAUGAACAAAUGCCCCCGCCUCCGCCACGGGCGCGGUCGAUCAAGCCUCUGAACGGGACAUCAACGCAGGAGCAUCUGUCGCGGUCGACUGCGAGUGAGAGACCGAGUGCGUCCGCACUUUCGAUUGAGUAUGACAGCUUGUUUGUACCUGCGGAUGAUGAUCGCCAGUGGGACGAGAUGAAUGAGGAGGAAGAGGAGCCGCAAGAUAUCUUGGGGUGGGAUGCGAGUGGGCGGCCGGACGCAUUUGAGGCUACUCUUAGAGAUGAGGAGCCUGAUUUCUCGAGGACGGGAAGCAAGAAUAACCACGACGCGAAGGACGAGAUGGGGAUCCCACCGACGCAGCGGAUCUCACAGGUCCGCGGAUUUGGCCUCUUCGACUGA